This is a messenger RNA of Calliphora vicina (urban bluebottle blowfly), 2587 nucleotides long. It is a transcript of the gene Shal, whose product is annotated as Potassium voltage-gated channel protein Shal. Gene Ontology annotation, cellular component: membrane; voltage-gated potassium channel complex. The record is from RefSeq and is a predicted model, not a curated record. NCBI's taxonomy places the organism in Eukaryota, Metazoa, Arthropoda, Insecta, Diptera, Calliphoridae. The coding region runs from base 799 to 2283 and encodes 494 amino acids. Gene Ontology annotation, biological process: potassium ion transmembrane transport; protein homooligomerization. Gene Ontology annotation, molecular function: A-type (transient outward) potassium channel activity; protein binding. The transcript is spliced from 5 exons.
CUAAUGAGCACGUAGCAAAUGUAUAGAACUCAGUGUCCGUGUGGCAUAAACUCGAACAAAUUGUGACGUGCACAGUGGAAAAGAAAAACUGCGGAAUUAAGAAAAAAAAAAAGAAAAGAUUUUUGCACAAAUUAAAAAAAAAUAGAUAAGAUUAAUGUUAUAAAAUAAGUAAUUGACAGAGCUAUACAUAAGAAAAACCCAAUAAAAUUAAAAUAAAUUUAACAAAAAAUAAAAAUUAUGAGCAGCAGUGAGCAAAAUAAUUAAUUAAACAACAAAAAAGCCAUGAAAUUCUAUAGAAAAAGAAAAUUUUUAUUGUGGAAAGAAAAAAAGUGAAGAAGAAAAAAAAAUUUUUUUUCAGCUGCGUUAGAAGAAGAAAAACUUGCUGCUGCUCAAGUGUUUCAAAAAAAAAAUAAAAACGGGAAAGGGGAAAAUAAAAGGAAUUAUCUUUAAAACAAACGUUGCAGCAAAACAGUGAGCAGAAGGGAAAAUGCCAGCAAUAUUAAAAAGCAAUAUGUAUAAUAGAAGGAGAGGAACUUAAGGAAAGGAAGUUUCAGAAAGGAAAAACAAAAACCUGGAACUAGAAUUAUAAAAACUAACAAGGAAAAUUAAAGCAAAGAGCUAUAGAAAUAUCAUAAAAACUGUGAGAACGGCAGGGUUGCUCUCCAAAUUUUGUUUUUGCAACUUUUGUAUAGAAUUAAUUUUAGCUUAAAAUUGCUGACGACCACUGCAGACCACUGAAGCCCAUUUCAUUUUGGGUGUUUGGUUAGUUAAUUGUAUUGAAACAUUCCUCCACAUAGCAUGGCCUCGGUCGCCGCUUGGCUGCCAUUUGCACGGGCGGCGGCCAUUGGUUGGGUGCCCAUAGCCACCCAUCCCUUGCCACCAGCUCCCAUACCCAAAGAUAGACGCAAAACCGAUGAUGAGAAGCUUUUAAUCAAUGUCUCCGGGCGACGCUUCGAGACUUGGCGCAAUACUUUAGAAAAAUAUCCCGAUACUCUGCUGGGCUCCAAUGAGCGUGAGUUCUUUUACGACGAGGACUGCAAAGAAUAUUUCUUUGAUCGAGAUCCCGAUAUAUUCCGGCACAUAUUAAACUAUUAUCGCACGGGCAAAUUGCAUUAUCCGAAACAUGAAUGCCUCACCAGCUACGAUGAGGAAUUGGCCUUUUUCGGCAUUAUGCCGGAUGUCAUUGGUGACUGCUGUUACGAGGACUAUCGCGAUCGUAAAAGAGAGAAUGCCGAACGGCUGAUGGAUGAUAAGUUGUCGGAGAAUGGUGAUCAGCAUUUGCAGCAAUUAACAAAUAUACGCCAGAAAAUGUGGCGGGCCUUUGAGAAUCCGCACACCUCGACGGCCGCCUUGGUGUUUUACUAUGUGACGGGCUUCUUCAUUGCCGUCUCGGUGAUGGCCAAUGUUGUGGAGACGGUGCCUUGUGGUCAUCGGCCCGGUCGUGCUGGUACACUGCCCUGUGGCGAACGCUACAAAAUUGUAUUCUUCUGUUUGGACACCGCCUGCGUUAUGAUCUUUACCGCCGAAUAUCUGCUGCGCCUGUUUGCCGCCCCCGAUCGCUGUAAAUUCGUGCGCAGCGUCAUGAGCAUCAUCGAUGUGGUGGCCAUCCUGCCCUACUACAUCGGCCUGGGCAUAACGGACAACGACGACGUGAGCGGCGCGUUCGUAACGUUGCGCGUCUUCCGCGUAUUUCGUAUCUUUAAGUUUUCACGUCACUCGCAGGGUCUCAGAAUUCUGGGCUACACUCUCAAAUCGUGUGCUUCCGAAUUGGGUUUUUUGGUAUUCUCGCUGGCCAUGGCCAUCAUUAUCUUUGCUACCGUCAUGUUCUAUGCCGAGAAAAACGUCAAUGGUACCAAUUUCACAUCAAUACCGGCCGCCUUCUGGUACACCAUUGUCACUAUGACCACCCUGGGUUAUGGUGAUAUGGUACCGGAGACAAUAGCUGGCAAAAUAGUUGGUGGUGUUUGUUCAUUGAGUGGUGUCCUUGUGAUCGCCUUACCCGUACCUGUUAUUGUAUCUAACUUUAGUAGAAUUUAUCAUCAAAAUCAACGAGCUGAUAAACGAAAAGCACAAAGAGUCCAUUUACAGAAAGCCCGAUUGGCCCGCAUACGCAUUGCAAAGGCGUCAUCGGGUGCCGCCUUUGUUAAUAAAAAGAAAGCCGCCGAAGCCCGAUGGGCUGCCCAAGAGUCAGGUAUUGAGCUGGACGAAAACAUUCGAGAUGAGGACAUUUUCGAGUUACAGCAUCAUCAUUUGCUAAGAUGUUUAGAGAAAACAACGAUGUAGCAACCAUUUGUUAUAAUUACAAAAAGCAAUGACAACAUAUGUAUUUUUUAUAAAAUUUAAAUUAAAAAAAACUCUACAAAAUUUAAUGAAACUAAACCACAAAAGAAAGAAAGAAAAACAACUAAAUUUUAGCAGAUGAAAAUAAUUUAAAGAAAAUCACGUUUAAACUACCUUUUUUUUGAAACGUGUAAGCCCAGCAUUCUACCAGGCAAACAUGUUAGUAAAACUAUGGCCAAAGUGCGUAAAAAAUUUCAAAUUUUUUUACUACAAUAUAAUUUCAUUGUAAUUUUUGUGUGCAAUUUAC